GCUGAGAGAUGAUAACAGCUGUGCUUUGCUCUGAGGUCACAGCUUGAAAUCUCAAGCCAUCUCAUCUCCCUUUUCCCUCUUCUCUUUUAAUUUGCUUUCUGCCACAGGAGAGAAUAUUUGAAGUUUAUUGGUGCAACUCUGUGUUUCAAAGUGUUUAUUUAAGAUACCUAUUAUGGACAAAAAGACAAAAGGAAAUUCUUCAUCUAAGCUGUAUUCCAUUCUUUGAAGUUCAGACAUUCUUGUGAAUCAACUUUCCUGUGAAGAUGAAGUUGCAGGCUUCAACCAAUCAUUUUGUUGCAAUGUUUUCAGUUUUUUAUCUGGCAGGUCUGAAAUACUCAACUGCUGUUGGAAGUAAUGUUCGUGAUAUGAUACAUGGAGUGACAAUUCAUGUGCGAGAUGAACUGAAAGGUUAUGGUCCAAUUUUUGAAGAGCAGCCCAUUGACACGGUAUACCCAGAAGAGUCUCCAGAUGCAAAAGUGUCAAUGAACUGCAGAGCCAGAGGAAUCCCUACACCUACUUACAAGUGGCAACGUAACAACUGGGAUGUUGAUAUUAAGCUGACAAAAGAACACUACAGUAUGGUAGGAGGUAACCUGGAAAUCAAUAAUCCUGAGAAGUCAAGGGAUGAAGGAACAUAUGUCUGCAUAGCAUACAAUAUACAUGGAACUAUAAGGAGCCGGGAAGCAACUUUAAACUUCGGAUAUUUAUAUCCUUUUCCACCUGAAGAAAGACAGGCAGUAAAAGUACGAGAAGGUGUAGGUGCUGUUCUUCUCUGUGAUCCUCCACCUCAUUAUCCAGAUGAUCUAAGUUAUCGCUGGUUUCUGAAUGACUUUCCAGAAUUCAUUACUUUGGAUAAACGACGGUAUGUGUCGCAAACAAAUGGCAACCUUUACAUUGCCAAAGUUGAACCUACUGAUAAAGGCAACUACUCAUGCUGUGUGACCAGCAAUUCAAUUACUAAGAGUGUAUUCAGCAGUUACAUUCCACUUAUUCCUCAAGCAGAUCGAUCAAAAGGCUAUGUGCCAGAUAUCAGAGUGAAGUUCAAAGAUACAUACGCACUUUUAGGACAAAAUGUGACUCUAGAAUGCUUUGCGCUUGGGAACCCUGUUCCUGAGAUUAGAUGGAGUAAAUAUCUUGAACCAAUGCCAAGCAGUGCAGAUAUAAGCAUGUCUGGUGCAGUCCUAAAGAUCUUCAAUAUUCAGUUUGAAGAUGAAGGGAUAUAUGAAUGUGAAGCUGAAAAUUACAGAGGAAAAGAUAAACAUUCAGCAAAAGUAUAUGUUCAAGCAUAUCCAGAAUGGGUGGAACAUAUUAAUGAUACAGAGAGAGAUAUUGGCAGUGAAUUCCAUUGGCCAUGUAUAGCUGCAGGCAAGCCUCUUCCAACAAUCCGAUGGCUGAAAAAUGGAUUACCGUAUUGGAAAGGAGAAUUGAGAUUUUCUAGCCUGAAGCUUGAAGAUACAGGAAUGUAUCAAUGUGUAGCAGAAAAUAUACAUGGAAUGAUUUAUUCAAAUGCUGAAUUAAAAGUUAUUGUUUUAGCUCCAACCUUUGAAUUCUACCCAAUGAAAAAAGAGGUUUUGGCUGCUAAACGAGGGCAAGCUAUAAUUGAGUGCAAGCCUAGAGCAGCUCCUAAGCCAAAAAUUACCUGGAGUAGAGGGACAGAAAUUCUUAGAAAUUCAACCAGGAUACAUAUAUGGUAUGAUGGGAGCCUGGAAAUUAUUAAUGUUACAGCAGCAGAUGCAGGCAAUUAUACCUGUUUUGUGGAAAACAACAAAGGAAAAGCUAACAGUUCUUCUGCUCUUAUAGUCACAGCUGCAACAAGGAUAACAUUGGCACCAACAAAUGUUGAUGUCAUUGUUGGAUUGAAUGCUACCAUGCAAUGUCUUGCAUCCCAUGAUCCUUCUUUAGAUCUGACUUUUAUUUGGCUCUUAAAUGGGUAUCCAAUAGACGUUGAUAAAGAAAGUGAUUAUUAUGAAAGGUCCAUCAUGAUAAAAGACAAUGGUGAACUUAUUGUCAAAAAUGCCCAGUUACGGCAUGCUGGAAGAUACACAUGUGUUGCUCAGUCAAUUGUUGAUAAUGCCACAGCUUCAGCUGAUCUUGUUGUGAGAGGUCCCCCAGGACCCCCGGGAGGACUAAAAGUAGAAGACAUUAAAAACACAUCAGUAAUUCUUAUGUGGAGCCGUGGGACAGAAAAUCAUAGUCCUAUUUCAAAUUACACUAUUCAGUCAAGGACUUUUCUGUCUGAGUACUGGAAAGAUAUGAAAACAGAUCCUUCCAUUGUUGAUGGAAAUGCAGAAUCCGCAAAAGUUAUUGAUUUAAUCCCAUGGAUGGAAUAUGAAUUUCGUAUAAUGGCCACUAAUAUUUUAGGGACAGGAGAUCCUAGUAUACCAUCACAGAAAAUUAGAACAGAAGGAUCUCCUCCAAAUGUGGCCCCUUCGGAAGUAGGAGGAAUAGGUGGAAUCAAUAGAGAACUGACAAUAACAUGGGUGCCUUUGCCAAAAGAGUAUCACUUUGGUAAUAAUUUUGGAUAUGUAGUAGCUUUCAAGUCCUUUGAUCAAAAUGAUUGGAAAAGCGUUAUAGUUCCUCAACCUGAUAUUGGUCGGUAUGUCCAUAAGGAUGAAUCAGUGCUUCCAUCAUCAAAGUAUCAAGUAAAGGUGAAAGCAUUUAAUAACAAAGGGGAAGGACCUUUUAGUCUUACUGCUAUUAUCUAUUCAGCAGAAGAUGCUCCUACUGAAAUACCUGGAAAUGUGAAAAUAAAAGUUCUGUCAUCCACGGAAGCAUCUGUUUCCUGGGAACAUAUUUUCAAUCCAUCUGUUACUGGGUAUGAGAUCAGUUAUUGGUCCAACAAUCAAAAAGAAAUAGCUGCAAAUAGAGUGCAAGUGAGCAGUCAGAAUUUUUCAGUAAUGUUAGAAAACCUGAAACCUUACACAAAAUACUACACAAAAGUGGCAGCUUUCAAUGCAGCUGGCAUUGGACCUUACACUUUGCCUUUGGACUUUGUUACAGAAAAAGCACCUCCAAGGCAGCAACCAAGAAUUAUUAAUGCUGUAAGGUCAGGUUCAAAGUACAUCAUCACAUGGGAGCAUGUCAAGUCACAGUCCAAUGAAUCUAUGGUGAAAGGAUAUAAAGUGCUCUACAGACCAGAUGGCCAAUUUAAUGGCACACUCUUUAAGACUGGUAACCAUUAUAUAGAAGUUCCUGCACCUGUUAAAGGUCAAUAUGUUGUUGAAGUUCGGGUGCACAGUGAAGGGGGAGAUGGAGAAGUAGCUCAUGUAAAAAUUCCAGGAGCUGCUGUUGGAAUACUACCUAGCUGUCUUGGUUUACUGCUGCCUGCCCUUGGUAUCCUUACCUUUUUGGAAUUCUGAAUGUAUCUGGAUUGAACAUGUCCUCAGUUUAGUGCAAAGGACUCAGCCUAAAAAGAUUUCAAUUCUC
This is a messenger RNA of Candoia aspera, 3426 nucleotides long. It is a transcript of the gene CNTN1, whose product is annotated as contactin 1. Bases 264 to 3359 code for a protein of 1031 amino acids. Lineage: Eukaryota; Metazoa; Chordata; Lepidosauria; Squamata; Candoiidae. The record is from RefSeq and is a predicted model, not a curated record. Gene Ontology annotation, cellular component: plasma membrane; axon. Gene Ontology annotation, molecular function: cell-cell adhesion mediator activity. Gene Ontology annotation, biological process: axon guidance; brain development; cell-cell adhesion. The transcript has 25 exons.